ACUCUCUUUGCAUGUCUUCCCCUUCCUUCCACAGUUGUCCUCACAUAUUAGGUUGCCCCGUCCUAAGAAGCAGAAUUAGCCUCUGGAAUCUUGUGCACUUGUUUCUUUCACUCUCAGGAAGGUGGAGAUGACAUGAAGGGACAUCAGACCGAAAAGAAGAAGACACAAAAAUAUCUGAAAAGGACUGACAGGAGAGGAUUUUAGAGUAGCAGAAAAGAUGAAAACGCUGAACAUCAAAACCUCCGCUAUUUGAUGCAGCUGCACUGUGGGCAUGUGGCUGCCUGCGCCGAACACUUCCAUCUCCACUUCCCAGCUGACUAGUCCGAUGUCUGCACUCACGACACUGAGUGCUACUUUAUUUAUCUCUCCUCAGUAACGUGAGAAUACUUUUAUUUAUUCCACUCAAAGGGGACAACACCUCUAUAUCCCUUUAUGCUGGCUGACACACUGACCACUGGACUCUUUACCCGACACAGGAUCACUUCAGCCUCGUGAAGAGCAGAGGUGACCGAUGUGGUGCUCAGGAAGUGUAAACCGAGCAGGGCCGGUCCCUGCCUUCCUCAGGAGCCCGCCUGUCAUCCCACCCCCACUGGACAUGAAGCCCUUCCUCCAGUUCCCGUUGGAGUCUCCCCAUCCAGCCGGCAUCAGCCUCUUCCACAACUUUAACACAAUGGAUCCUGUCCAGAAAGCUGUGAUGACACACACCUUUGGGCCACCCAUAGUGAAGACAAAGCGGCCAAUCAUCUCCUGCAAUGUUUGUCAAAUACGCUUCAACUCAGAGAGCCAGGCUGAGGCCCAUUACAAGGGGAACCGCCAUGCUCGGCGAGUGAAGGGAAUCGAGACAACCAAGACUGCUCGUCUCCAAGAUGGAGACAAACAGCCCCCUCCCACGACUGCAUCACCCUCCCCACCCGGCCCGUCGCCAUCCAGCCCAGAGCCUGAUCCUAAUAAGCAGGAUGACACCCAAUCCUCUCCCAGCUCUAAUGAGUCACCUCUGACUCCCACCCGCCUUCCGACACCCACACUGAGCUCAGCGGAUGCAGAAUGUCCCCUCCUGCCCUCGGUCAGCACACCUCUGCCCUCCUCCCCCUCGCCCUCCGUGGCCCUCAGUACCCCCUCUGCAGAUCCAGCGGCGGCUGGGCUACCUGACACCCCAUCCCCGGCACCUAGUCCGUCUUCCGGAGAGUCAGAGGAGGAGAAAGCCAAGAAGCUUCUCUACUGCUCCCUGUGCAAAGUAGCAGUUAAUUCCCUCUCACAACUGGAGGCCCAUAACAAAGGUACCAAACACAAAACGAUUCUGGAGGCUCGGAGUGGACUGGGACCUAUUAAAGCGUACCCACGUCUGGGUCCUAAACCCAGUCCGGACCAGGGAGGGGAGCUGACCUCUGACCCUAACACUCAGGAACGCACCUUCCACUGUGAGAUCUGCAACGUCAGAGUCAACUCAGAGCUGCAGCUUAAACAGCAUAUAUCGAGCCGGAGGCAUCGGGAUGGAGUUGCAGGGAAACCCAAUCCUCUUCUCAGUCGGCACAAGAAGCGCACAGACUUUAUGGAACUUCCAAAAACACUUGGAGCUGGACUGCUACCAAACCCUCUGGCCAUGGCAGCAGCCAUGGCGGCGGCGGCCUCCUCUAAUCAGCUGGCACUACGUCCUCCUGGCCCAACCUCCCACCCUCACGCCCAUCACCACCUCCUACAGGGAACACCCCUCAGCCUCCUGAGGCCCGCCCCGGGGCCCAUCCGCACCACGCACGGCCCGAUUCUCUUCACCCCGUACUAAUGGUGAAAGAAUGAGGAUGAAUCAUGAAGAAGCACACUGUGAAGCGGAGGCCUGCAACCACGUUCCAUCAAGAGCCAAAACCACAGACUGGUGUGACUCCAGCUGUUGUUUCACUACAAUAAAAUGCGCAUUUACAACUCUUUAUGGUUCAUAUGGUAGCUGCAGACCAGGGCUGUUAUAACAGGGAGAACUGGAGAUAAUGGAAGAAACUCUGAAGAGACUGUAUAUGUUUCCAUCCUUCUCAGUUUCCCUUCAUCACUUCAGUAUCUGCCAAUCAACAGAUGGACUCUGCAGAUACUUUGAAGAGUAAAAACAAAUCUCUAUCCAGCAUGGACAUCUUUCAGCAUCCUUCAAGUGACUAAAUAUCUUCCUCUAACACAUGAUCCACUGUAUCUGAAUCAAAACCCUACCUCUCUUGUGUUUUUUUCAUCUCUGCAAGGACUCAUUACAUAUCCAAAGCACCACCGUUAUCAAAACAUGCCUGCUGGGUUAGAUAAAGUAGUUGCCUCUGAUGUUAGCUGGUAUCAUACUGUAGCUGUCACACUAUAGUGGACUGUACCACUGUAACGUUUUGUUUUUUGUGGCCUAUAAAGAGAAUAACGUACUGACCACUGCAGUACUGUUUCUGACAUUUCUCUGUACUGUAUGUUUAGAUUUACAUAGGUGGCCAACACGGUCUAUAUUUACCUCUGUGGGUCAGAAACGGGAACUGAAAGAGGAACAGCAAAUGACAGAAAUUACAUUAUGUCUUAACACUUUGACAAAGAGGAAGCUGUAACAAAAGUAAUUAUGUGUGGAGUGGUAUGAAGCCAUCAGUGUUUACCUGCAAGGUCGGUGUAAAAAACAGCAAAACGCUGGGCAAAAUAAGAAAAUAGUGAUGGAAGUUUCUUAGUAGUUUUCUAAGUGAAAGUCCUGAUGUAAUCGUCUGUAGUUGAAUUCCCCCCCCCCCCCCAGUGAUUCCCAAGAUUUGCCCCUGAAAACAACCAUGUGAAUCUGUGUGUAGAAGAGUGUCUGAAAAAGCACAUAGAUACAAGUUAUGUGGUGAGAAGUCUUCAUGUAAUUGACUUAAAAUACACUCAAAGACUUAUUGUUUUGUUUUUUUUGUCUGCACCUUAUUGCACAAGACUAAGAGCUUUCAGUGUCUUAAUGGAAUAACAAUAAUAACAGUAUCACCACUGUGAGCGCAGCAGGAAGAUGACUGAUUUCUGAGUUUAACAGCAGGUAUUUGCAUUACGUGCACAUUUAAUUAAACACGAUCCCAUACCAGGAGUGUGAACAGUGGGACGACAGACACCAGCAUUACUGUAUGUUACAGAAGGAAAAGGACCACACACACACAGAUGAGUAACUGUAUGCAAAAUAAA
Molecule: messenger RNA, 3144 nt
Organism: Sphaeramia orbicularis (orbiculate cardinalfish)
Lineage: Eukaryota; Metazoa; Chordata; Actinopteri; Kurtiformes; Apogonidae
Product: zinc finger protein 385A-like
Exons: 8
Coding region: 512-1780 (422 amino acids)
Cellular component (GO): nucleus
Molecular function (GO): nucleic acid binding; zinc ion binding
Source: RefSeq, a predicted model, not a curated record